UGGAUUUUCAAGAAGAUGAGGUAUGAUUUUCAACUGCUGUGAUCAGUAAUUCAAGAGUCAAUCAGAAGUAAUUAAUUUAUUCAUUUCUUUCGAGUGCUUUCUGCGCAAGGUGUUAAUAAUCUCGCAGCUCAAAUUAUUUCCCCCAAAAAAAGCCCUCACACGUCAAUUUUCCCCUCUCACAAGAAACCGCGUUGGAACUGUCACGCGCAGCUCGACUAUAGACGAUUUUCCUCUUAUUUCGAAAGUGAAGAGCGUCAAGGAAAGACCGGAAAAGCGCAAGUAGAAAUUAAUGGAGGAGUUUAAAUGAAAGAAAUAUGAAAAUAAAUUUUCAUCCGUGCGGAGGAUUCUUCAUAUAAAAUAGAAUGGACGACAAUGACUCAAGUCCCGUCGAACGAUCCAAUCAGGCAAUUAUGAAUUUAUCGUCCUUGGCCUAUAAUUACUUAGCAACGAGGACUUUAGAAGUUGAUGCAACAAAUCUUGUCGCAAUGCUGAACAAAUCCGUAGACGAUUCCAAUGCACCUGACAUCGACAGUCACCGCAUGAGGCUUUUAUAUUUUUAUGGAACACUGCCAUUGAUAUUCUUUUGCAUAAUUUCAAUUGCCGUUAAUGUAAAAAUCCUAGGAUGUGUCUACUGGAUCAGAAGACCCCUGAGUCCCACAUUGCAGAUCAGUCUGAGUCUUGCUGGUGCUGAUGCUUUUUCCAGUGCAGCUCUUGGUAUCGGACUUGUGGGGAAUAGUUUCAUUCCUGAAGGGCUGGGAUUGAAACUUCCAGGUACUAGGUGCUUUCUUUUGGGCCUGGAGGUCAUCAGAAUUGGUGCUGUCAUUAUUACUUUAGGGCACUUGGUUACACUAGCCAUCAAUCAUUAUCUAGGGAUUCUCAAACCACUUCAUUAUCUAUCGAUAAUGACUCAUCGAAUGACAACUUGCCUCACGAUUUUACUCUGGACCCUUCCCCUCUGCUUUUUCAUGGCUUAUUUCAAUCUUAUAGAGAAUGAAGGCUUCCAAUCGCCAGGAUGCAAGAACAUUACGUUUCUUUUGAAGAAGAACUUCCGAGUGAUGUUUGGCAGUCUUUUUUUUGGACCUUUUGUACUGAUGGUCUGCAUCUAUGCUCACAUCUUUCAUAUUGUACGCAAGCAUCAAGCGUCGAGAUUACGAUUCAGUCGUGUUGGUUUAUCAUUUCGGCGGAAUGGGAGCAACAAAAUUCACCAGAAUACUUAUCACCUAUUGGCGAAAAAUAUCAAAGCCAUUCGCACGACUCUAUUAAUUCUCGGAAGUUUCAUGAUUGGCUGGAUGCCAGCAACGUUUCUAUUUGUCUUUGUCUGCGAUGAUUGCCUGCUGCCAUUCGACUGGAUAUCUAAAUAUCCGCGAUUCCUAGUCUACAGUGCAUCGCAUUGCCUACUCAUCCUAAAAACCAUCGUCAACCCCAUAAUUUACGCAGCACGAAUGCAUGAAAUUCAAGUGGCAACAAAACGAAUGCGAUCAUCUCUUUGUAAAUUUGGGAGAGCAGUGGGAGAUAAAGACUCGCUUGGACUUCAGAGCUACGAGGGAAUAUUCAGAGAUCGAGCAUCUCAAUCGAAAUCAGCUGUUUGUCAAGUUGGGCAUAUCCGGAGUACCAAGUGCUCACAGCAUGACAGCAAGUACAGUUACACUACCCCCAGGAGUCAGCGAGAAAAAACUUCUCUAUGAAUUAUUUCACUCUGCUUGCAAAUCAUCUCUAUCUUUCAAUUCAAUGGAAUCUUUCAAUUCAUCUUCAUCAUUUUCUCAAUUAUCAAUUACUCUAAUAUAAUAUAAUUCUGUCGUGGAUUUGCGGAUUUAAAUUUGGAUAUAAAAUCA
This is a messenger RNA of Fopius arisanus, 1832 nucleotides long. RefSeq names its product G-protein coupled receptor 12. Gene Ontology annotation, biological process: chemical synaptic transmission; G protein-coupled receptor signaling pathway, coupled to cyclic nucleotide second messenger; adenylate cyclase-activating G protein-coupled receptor signaling pathway. Gene Ontology annotation, cellular component: dendrite; plasma membrane; cytoplasm. Bases 363 to 1685 code for a protein of 440 amino acids. The record is from RefSeq and is a predicted model, not a curated record. The transcript is spliced from 6 exons. Gene Ontology annotation, molecular function: neurotransmitter receptor activity; G protein-coupled serotonin receptor activity. Lineage: Eukaryota; Metazoa; Arthropoda; Insecta; Hymenoptera; Braconidae.